GACUUUGCGCCCCUAUAUUCUUUCUUCCUCAUCAAAAUAUGCAUCGAGCAGCAACAGUUCCCACCGUCCCAUCGUCUUUCACUGUACGACUGAAUUGAGUGAAAACAUAAUCGAUCCCGUUCGCCUUACUUAGGAGCUAUGAGUACGUCCGACGGGUCUCAGACCUUCGACAGUAAUACUUGGUAUCAUCUCACGGAAACUCGUGUCGACGAUGACCCGACCGAACAGUUCAAGUCGUCCUUGCAGAUAUUAGACGAGGGCGGCCUUCGAGUUUUCCAAUGGAAAGUGCUAGGAGACAGCAGCAACCCGCACUUGUGGCAGUUUCAACCUAUCGACAAUAUUCCGAAUCGAUAUCAGAUCCGCAACGGCAAAACCACUACCCGCCGACAACUGUCGGUAUGCUUUAAUCCAAAUGAGGAAGAUAAAAGCAAAUCACGACCAUGUAUGGCUGAGUCGGCGAAUGUGGAUGAGCAAAAAUGGGAGUUCAUCCCAUGGGGCGACGUCAUUGGAUCGUACAAGAUCAUAAAUGCGAAGAAUGGGAGCGAUUACAACGUGGAUGUGCAUCCCGGAAGUGCGCUUUUUAUGUCCAGCGACCUAGACGAAUCGGUACCGAGACCAGCGCAGCGAUGGCUGAUAUCGAGCUACACCACUGUCAAUGAUGGCAUAUAUUCGACAACAGUCGUAGGGGGCUCGAAAACCGCAUCCUCUUCUCCUGCAUCCACAAGUGCCAUACCAACCACUACCUCUCCAUCGCCCGAAUCAACUUCAACCGAGCCGGCCGCCGAGCCGGCCGCCGAGCCGGCCGCCGAGCCCGCCUCCGAGAGUUCAUCUUUGUCAGCAGGCGCAGCAGCUGGUAUCGGGGUUGGCGUGGGUCUUGCCGUGAUAUUCGUUGUGCUUGGCGCGCUGUUUCUGAUAUGGCGCAGGCGUGGAAAGAAAAAGGCGGGGGCAGUCGUCGAAUUGGAGAGUCCAGCCAACCCGGAGGCGCCUCCUGCUGAACCAAAGCCCGCCGCCUUCGGGUAUUACUCUCCUGGCUCCGACACGGAGAAAAAGACCGCAACUGUGCCGCUGCAGGAGGUGGAAGGCUCGCAAGUGCAGGAGAUGGAGGGAUCAAAACCGGAUGCCGCGCCCGCGUCCCAACCUCUCUCGCCCGCACCCCAAACUCUCUCGCCCGCAUCCCCUCAACAAACCCCUCAACAAACUGUCUCGUCUGAAUCCCCCCAACGUUUCUCAACCUAAACAUUAAGUUUCUCCUUCACACCCCCCCUCUCUCGGGCGCUGUACAUAUACCUUGCCACGCAUUUACAUCUGGGAGCACGGCAUUGCGUGUGGUCCUAGGGAUACCCCACGGUUCCAUGUGAGGAACACUAGUCAGAAUACACUGGUAAUGGAAUUAGGAG
Messenger RNA from Eremomyces bilateralis CBS 781.70, 1397 nucleotides. RefSeq lists its product as uncharacterized. The record is from RefSeq and is a predicted model, not a curated record. NCBI's taxonomy places the organism in Eukaryota, Fungi, Ascomycota, Dothideomycetes, Eremomycetales, Eremomycetaceae. Bases 139 to 1236 code for a protein of 365 amino acids. The transcript is spliced from 2 exons.